CUUUAGAAUUGCUACUGUCGCGAGGCAAUUAGACACGAGUGUAUCUUGUUGCAUAAGUUGAUAUUAAAAAAAAUCGGUUGCCGCUACACAUAAAAGUAGGAAACGUUAAUUUUUCAUAAAAUUUAAGAAGCACAUAAAGGAAAGCUGGAUAUAACUUUUUGCCAAGCGUACACCUAUGCUAUUGAUUCGUGGUGUAUAAGCAAUACAUUUUUGAGGCUUCACUACCCCUCUUGAGGGAGUUCACGUUGAAUAUACUCUAUCCCCUACCCUAUCUACAUCGCACAGGUGUAAGGAAAAAAGGAGUAAAAGAGAAAAGAAAUAGCAGAGUUGCGGAGUCGCGGUGGUAUCCACUCGAACUUCUCAACUUGGUAGUGAUUCAAUUACCAUUAGCCUAUCCUUCAUCGGUCUACCAUUUGCUUCAAACUAUUCGAUAUUUAAUUAAUUAAACGACGGAAGCCAAGUAUUACAAUGGAUUUAAAAGAAGAAGACGAAAGUGCGAACGAAAGUGGCAGACAAUUGUUUUUAGUGGGUGCACCGCGCGAUCCUCUUGUAUCUACUGGAGCGAUCGUCGCUUCUGCUGGAGCACCUGACGAGAUCAACCCUGGAGGAGAUCUACAGUCGACUGCUCUAGCUGGUCUGAUAGGCGCUCAAUCUUCCUCGGUUUGCUUUCCUACAAAAUUCUCAUACGACUUUUCACCAAGUCCUGGGAGCGAAGACAGGCAGUCGUCCGGAGUUGGUAAAAGGAAACAACGUAGAUAUCGUACUACGUUUACGAAUUUUCAAUUGGAAGAAUUGGAAAGAGCUUUUCAGAAGACACACUAUCCUGAUGUAUUCUUUCGGGAAGAGCUUGCUCUACGUAUCCAAUUGACAGAAGCCAGAGUACAGGUAUGGUUUCAAAACAGAAGAGCGAAAUGGCGUAAACAAGAAAAACAGUGUAAAGUAACCACUCACUUGGCUUCCCAUUUACCACCCUCGGAGUGUCAAGAAUUACAGCAACAACAGCAGCAGCAACAGCAACAACAACAACAAUCGGAUCAUUUGUUACUGGAACCACCGUUGGGUAGCCCUCCACCUAUAUAUCUUGGCAUGGAAUGGGCAGGAUUUUCACCAUAUAGUAAUACAGCCACAGCAUCACCUCUUGUGGUCAAUAGUAUGAACAAACCAUUGGAAUCUGAAGCGGAUGAUAAUCCUUUGCUAGAUCCAGAACUGUUGCAACUAAAAACUCCGCGUUCCUAAUAACAAUAAUCUAAACUCAUGAUGUAGUGUCUCACCAGUAACAUACCUUACUACAUUAUAUGUAUAAUAUUUUUUAAAGGUAAAGUGGAUAGUGCAAACAAUUCUUUGCAAUAUCACCUGAAUUUUACCAUGUAUCGUGCAAUAUAUAACCGCAAAAAGUGUUAUAUGUUAUUACCGGUUUCAACUGGUAUAUACGCGUAUAAUGUAAUUGAAAAACGAGGGACCAAAGACUUAUUAUUAAUAAUGUGACAAAAAAAAAAAUUAAAAGUCAAAAGUGUAUCUGGAAUAUUGUUAUAUAGAUUUUGUAAAAAUAUAUAGAUUUAUUCUUCUUAUGGAUUCAAUGAAUCUUUAAGUAAAUAGUGAUAAUUGUAUUGUACAUUACAAUCAAAUAAAAAAAUCAAACUUUUCAUCCUUGGGAAAGCAACCAAUGAAACCUGUACCAGCAUAAAAUAGUAACAUCAUCUUUAUUCCGUGCGCAUAUAUUACAAAUCAUUGAAUCAACUAAGUUAUUAAUUUGUUGAUUUAGGAGCAAUUAAGCAGUUCAGGCUACUUUCCCUGAUCUUUCAAACAAUUCGGUUUAGAGAGUAUCGUUAAUAAGAAUAUCGUUUCCUUCUAUAUUAGAUCAAACGCAUGUUCGAUAAAAAAAAAAAAAAAAAAGAUCCGUAGUAAUGUAUCGUUUUAUUCCAA
Osmia bicornis bicornis is the source of this 1923-nucleotide messenger RNA. Its product is annotated as homeobox protein ARX-like. The transcript has 3 exons. Bases 469 to 1236 code for a protein of 255 amino acids. The record is from RefSeq and is a predicted model, not a curated record. Lineage: Eukaryota; Metazoa; Arthropoda; Insecta; Hymenoptera; Megachilidae. Gene Ontology annotation, biological process: regulation of transcription by RNA polymerase II. Gene Ontology annotation, molecular function: RNA polymerase II transcription regulatory region sequence-specific DNA binding; DNA-binding transcription factor activity, RNA polymerase II-specific.